ACUUUUGAGUGUAACAUCCGCUGUGAACACUACGGGCUAUAUUGUGGAAAGUUGUUAUGGAGGGCUCUGUGUCCAACUUAGAGAUCUGUAAUUUAGCCUACACGGGCAAAUUUGAGCAACUUAAAAAAUGUAUUUUGUCUGACAGACGUCUGGCAGCGAGAACAGAUCAGGACCACAGGACUGCUUUGCACUGGGCGUGUUCAGCUGGACAUGCACAUAUCGUUCAGUUUCUUCUGGAUCUUGGAGUUGAGGUGGAUAUUAAGGAUGAUGCGUCUUGGACUCCUCUGCAUAUUGCAGCUUCUGCAGGAAGAGAGGAAAUAGUUAGAUCUCUAAUAGGCAGAGGAGCACAACUGAAUUCAGUCAACCAGAAUGGUUGCACCCCAUUACAUUAUGCAGCAUCAAAGGACAGAUAUGAGAUAGCCCUGCUAUUGCUGGAAAAUGGUGCCGACCCUAAUGCCACAGAUAAACUUGAAUCCACACCUCUACACAGAGCCUCAGCAAAGGGAAACUAUCGUCUCAUCCAACUUCUCUUAAAACAGAGUGCUUCUACUAAUAUUCAGGACUCUGAAGGCAACACACCACUCCAUCUUGCAUGUGAUGAGGAGCGAGUGGAGGCUGCAAAGCUCUUGGUCGAACACGGUGCCAGCAUUUACAUUGAGAAUAAAGAGGAAAAGACACCUUUACAGAUUGCCAAAGGUGGACUUGGUAAUAUUCUUAGGAGGAUUGUAGAAGGCUGAAGCUGCUUCAGGCUGGUCGGCUCUACAGACAUGAGGAGCUUCUGUCCCAGAGGGGAAAAAUAAAAGGACUAGAUCCUGGACUUGGCUGUGUGUGGGAGUGAAGUCUGAAAAGUACAUGGUCAAUGUUUUUGAAAAAUUUUCAUCUUUUUUGUAUUGUUGUUUAAUAAAACAUGCACUUCUCUUCAACCUACAUCUAACACAUAGGUUAUUUUAAUCUGUUUUUUUGGGAGGAAAGUUUAACAUUUUGAAAUCUUAAGUAUCAUUAGCUUACAGUUAUUUAGUUCACAAUGAUGUUGCUUUAAUAGGGAAAUAAAUGAUUAAAUACUGCUAAUAUUGUUAUGUUUGCUUUUCAGACACAACUUUACAGUAUGUUAUACUAGAGCUGACAGAAAUGAAAAAACACUAUUGCAAUAAAUAUUUAAGAAAA
Molecule: messenger RNA, 1164 nt
Organism: Pangasianodon hypophthalmus (striped catfish)
Lineage: Eukaryota; Metazoa; Chordata; Actinopteri; Siluriformes; Pangasiidae
Gene: psmd10
Product: proteasome 26S subunit, non-ATPase 10
Exons: 5
Coding region: 57-737 (226 amino acids)
Molecular function (GO): protein binding
Source: RefSeq, a predicted model, not a curated record